Molecule: messenger RNA, 4685 nt
Organism: Acanthochromis polyacanthus (spiny chromis)
Lineage: Eukaryota; Metazoa; Chordata; Actinopteri; Pomacentridae
Gene: tssc4
Product: tumor suppressing subtransferable candidate 4
Exons: 3
Coding region: 642-1523 (293 amino acids)
Source: RefSeq, a predicted model, not a curated record
CUCUCCACCUGUCGACACGAAGGCAGGUGUGUCGAAUGUUUUGGUUCCUCACAAACAGUUUGGCUCGUCGCUGCUGAGCCACCCAUCAGCUGUCUCGGUCACGUGAUUUUUCUUAAAGCGAUACAUGCAUCGACGCGUUGGUAUUGGUUCACCCAUAGAUAUAUGUAGUCAUGCUAUGGGUUCACCUGUCACUGCUGAGCACUGUCCGUCUUGAAUGUAUUGCUAACUCUGCUCCCCGCUGCUCUCAGCCACUUUCAGGAGACACAGUUCCCCUCCAACACGCCUGUCAGACGUGUUUUUUGAUGAUGUACCAGGAGUGAUUUCCGAGUCGCAGGACGGAGGAGUUGCGUGUGAUAAACUUAGAAUUUGAACCUUGGUCUCUGGCCCGCAGACAGGAGGCACAGCUUCCCUCAAAUAACUCUAGUAUUAAGGAUUGUGUGACGCUGAACACGUCUCUACUGCUGCUCAGGAAGCCAGAUCCUUGUCCCCACUCAUGUUUGUUCACACUGCGAGCUGCACUGAGGCGAGCUGGAGAAUCUGGUGGGCUUGUUCGAGAUAAACUGUACCUGGAAACCGAUUAAAUCAGGCAGCAUCAGACGGAGGUUUUGGAUUUAGCCGAGCUGCAAAUUCCUGGUAUAAAAAUGUGUGAUGAGGAGCAUUUCGGAGAGCACAGUGAGAUGUUCAUCAGUGAUGAUGUGGAUCAGCUGUCAGCCAGUGAUGAGUCUGAGCCUGAAGCACCACCCAACAAAGAACUGGAUCACGGUGAUGAUGAUGAUGAUGAUGAUGAUGACUCUGUUCCAGCUGCUCUUCACAAGGCUCAGGAUUCAUUCAGUUUGAGCGGAGGGUGCUCAGCUUUCUCAGACCGCUGUCACAGUAUCUUUGACUCACUAGACAGUGUUGACCGGCAGACGUCCUCCUCUCUGAGUGAAGACAACAUUAGAGACAUACUGUGUACUCAGCCUCCGGUCCCCAGCCGUAAGACGAGCCACCUUUUGUCCAACCGUCCCACGCCAAAGACGAGAGGAGUUCCAGAUUAUUUGCUGCACCCUGAGCGCUGGACACACUACAGUCUGGAGGACGUGCCCGAGACCAGCAAUCGGGACAACAGCAAGGUGGCGCUCUCCUUCCUGUCCAGUCUGCAGCAGGAGAGAAAAGUGGAUUCCUCCUGUGACAUCCAGCAAAGGAUGAUUUUCUCCAGAGCCAAGCGACUGAUGGAAGAACAAGAUUCUGAUCAGCUGUCAACUGUGAGAGCAAAAGAGAGGAGAAUGCACCUCAGCCACCUGGAGGAAGAGGAUGAGCGAGAGAGAGAGACUGAAGGAAGCAGAACAGAAAAAAGUGUAGAAAAGUCUGAGAAAAAAGACAAAGAUGAAGAGACAGAUAUAAGUGGACCUGCGUGUUGGCCAGAGGACGGCAAACAGGUGCAGAAAGAAAAGAAGCUAAAAGAGUCUAGCCAGGGCUUUACCUACUUCAGAAAUACAAAGGCUAAGAACUACAGAAAGAGCUCAGAAUGUUCAGACCGCUAACCCCAACACAAUUUAGUAUGAGCUCACAAACAGGAGAGCUUAUCUAUAACAUCAAGUCAUAUUGCUGUCCAGGCACACCAAACCACUCACUAGUUAGAGCAAUGCAUAUGUCACUCCUGACCCCCCACCCAGCUCCACUUAGAAGCGUUUGUUCUGGUUUGCCUGCAGCGAUGCCUAGCAGUAAUGUCACUGUGCCUUGGCUUUUCCAAAUAUGUUGAACUUGUGUGCAGAACAAUGUUUUUAGAAAGAAUUUUUCUAUCUUAUUUGGCCAUUUAGUUAUUUGUUUACAUUAGAAACACAGACUUGUAGAAUGGAUUUAACAACAUUCAUGAACAAAAGUUUACACACUUGUGAAGACCAUGUAUGUCAUGGUAGUUGUGAGUUUUUAAUAAACUCCUAGAACUCUUAAUUUUCUGUGAAGGAAUCAUUGAAACACAUGCAUCUUUUUCACAAAAACAAUCAUGCAUUUUGGUUAUUUAAAAAAUUUACUCUAGGUCUUUGGAAAUAUGACAAAAUGUGUUGGAUCCAAAAUGUAGGAAGUUAUGUUCUUACAUGUUUUCUUAGUGGCAUGACCUCUCAACUUCCUGUGAGCGAUUGACUACAGCUGCUGACUUCUGCUAGCCAGUUUAAACAUGGCCCAUUUGAUACAUUCAUUACUGCAGUGGGAAAUUCUAAUGAGCUGAGUACAGAUCUAAAAAUGCCAGUCAUUAACUUGAAUAAAUGAAGUCACUUGGAGCCAUUUCAAAGAUACUUCAGAUUCCAAAAUGAAUUGUAAGUGUAAAGUGCAUGGCACUGUUUGUCACUGCCACGAUCAGGAAAAAAAACACAAGCUUCUUCUGCUGAGAGACAGUCAGUCAGAAUGAGACAACCAAGAAUCGCCAACAAGUAGGUCUGCAGUAACACCUGAACACAGCUGUCAGAGUCCACAGGAGUGUUUUACAUCACCAUUAGCUGAGAGAGAGGAACCACAUCCUCCAGAUACAGUACCUUACAGUGUUACUUGCAGCUAAUCAUCACAUGGACAAAGAAAAAGUUCUUUUGGAGGAAAUUUGUGUAACAAGAGAAGGCCUUUAACCCAAAGAACACCAUACCUACUAUCAAGCAUGGCGGUGGCGGUGUAGUAUUAUGCUCUGGAGCUGUUUUGAUGUCUAUGCAAGUGGUGCUUUCCUCAAACUGAAUAUAUAUAUAUAUAUAUUUUAACUUAUUUUUUAUUUGAACAUCCAACACACAUACAUCUAUAACUUGCCACAAUUAUCACAUUUUCCCCUUUCAUCAGUCCUUUCAUUUGAGAUGUCCUUUUUCUUUUUUCCUCCCCCACCCUCCUCCGAUCCCCCUAUAGUCCAGUCAUUGUAGUAAUUGUUUAAAGAACAGAAAUUUCUUUUUGAAGUCUAACAGCAUAGGUAAUUUUUUUUCCAUCCAUCCAUUCUCUUUACACCGCUUUAUCCUCACUAGGGUCGCUGGGGUGCUGGAGUCUAUCCCGGCUGACUCGGGCGAAGGCAGGGGACACCCUGGACAGGUCACCAGUCUGUCGCAGGGCUACAUAUAUAGACAAACAAUCACACUCGCAUUCACAUCUACGGGCAAUUUAGAAUAGGCAAUUAACCUCAGCAUGUUUUUGGACUGUGGGAGGAAGCUGGAGUGCCCGGAGAAAACCCACACAUGCACAGGGAGAACAUGCAAACUCCAUGCAGAAAGAUCCCAGGCCCACCCCAGGAUUCAAACCGGGAUCUUCUUGCUGCAAGGCGAAAGUGCUAACCACUGCUCCACUGUGCAGCCCUGGUAAUGUUUUUUCCAUUUCAUAAAUCUCCCAUAACUUCAAAAUCCAGUCCUUAUAUGAAGGGGGUUCAGGUUUCAGCCAUCCAAAUGUAAUUCCCUUAAUGGCUGCAGCUAGUAGAAUUUGUAACAAAUAUGCAUUAUCUCGGCCUGUGACACCUUCUAUUACCUCCGCAUCCUUCAAGAAAGCCUAAAAUCAUCAGCCAGAAGGUUGGAUCUUGUAAGUAGUUGGAUGUUCCAACAAGACAAUGACCCCAAACACACAUUGAAAGUACAUAGUAAAGAAAUGGGCAAAUCAGGCUAGAAUUGAGGUUUAACAUUGGCCUCCUCAAGGUCCUGACUAAAACCCCGUUGGUGAUCUGUAAACUGUGCAGAAGAAACAAGUCUGUGUCAUAAGCCAUCAAAUUUAGCUGAGCUGCACCAAUUCUGUCAAGAGGAGUGGUCAAAGAUAGAACUAGAAGCUUGUGGACGGCUAUCAGUGGUAUCUAACCGAGGUAAAGAUGGCUAAGGGACAUUUAACCAAAUAUUUGAAUUGCUAUAUGUGUAAUUUUGCUCCAGCAGAUUUAGUCAUAUUUCUGAAAGACCAAAAAUAAAAUUAAGGAGUCAACCGAAAGUCAAGACUGCUUUGAUAUACAUAGUCUUCACAAGUAAAUAUCAAGUAAAUAUUAACUUUAGUUUAUGGCUGUAUUUGCUUAUCGGCUGAUAGUUCCCAUUCCCAGCUUUGACUUUAUGACACAGGAAUAAGUUAGUCACUCAGCUGGUUUCACAUCGUGUCGAGGAGUAUUUUGCAAAGUGAGUUCAGGAUAAUUUUUCAGCCUGCACUUCCAAAAAGAACAUUUCAUGACUCUGUUUUCCAUCAAGUGGUGGAGAUAACAUGCUUCAUUUGAUAACCGACUACAGCUCAAAAGAUUCGCCAAAGAAAGUUCUCAUUUCAGGGGGCAACGUUAACAUUUGAUGUCUCAAGGCAGAAGGCUGCUCUGUCUGAAUUACACACCUCACCGUUUUAUCAUUGUGAAUUUUGUUCAAUAAAUCGGUUGAUUUGAUUAACAGAUCAGCAACAGUAAAGUGACAGAAAACCAUCAGGUAUACUGGAAAGACUGCUGUUGUUCUGUUUCAACUGUUUUUAGAAUUUAGAAUAGAGAACCCAGCUUGAUUGCAGCUAUUGUCAUCACCAGUUUUUACCCACAGCUAGCCAGACUGUGGAGAAGAACUCCAACCAGUGUAUUCAUCUGCUUGUCUUUACUUUUUGAUUUUCAUUUUUUGUUGUAUUUUAGUCUCAUUCUUCACAUAAAAUAAUAAUUAUUGUGUCAAAUACUUUCAUAGAGUGUAUAUUUGGCAACACAGCAAAAAGGUGGCCAAUAAAAGUGCAAAAUAAAGUUUAAAAAAUUA